Molecule: messenger RNA, 1510 nt
Organism: Colius striatus (speckled mousebird)
Lineage: Eukaryota; Metazoa; Chordata; Aves; Coliiformes; Coliidae
Gene: HSPBAP1
Product: HSPB1 associated protein 1
Exons: 8
Coding region: 40-1503 (487 amino acids)
Molecular function (GO): 2-oxoglutarate-dependent dioxygenase activity
Source: RefSeq, a predicted model, not a curated record
AGCCCGCCGGAGCCGCCCCGGAGGGAGAGCCGGAGCAGCAUGGCCGGGGCGCAGAGCCGCCGUCCUCUCGCGCCGGGUGAAGAUGUCAAACCAUUCACUCCUGAGAAGACCAAGGAAAUUGUGAUGUCUCUACAGCAACCUGCAGUCUUCUAUAAUAUGGUCGGCGACUGGCCAGCCCUGCGCUGGAAUGCGGAAUACCUUUCUGCAGUGUUGGGUGGAAAGAGAAUACAGUUUAGGCUAGGUCUGAGGACAAUGGAUUUAGUUCCCCAGUUUGAAACCAGGUGUAGCUAUGUGAAAGCUACACUUGAAGAGUUUUUGGCUUGGAGUUGUGGGCAGCCUUCUUGUCUCUCUGGACCAUUCAGUUGUUACGAGCACUCCAGAUACUGGGCUUACGCUGACUACAAAUACAUUGCCAAGAUAUUUGAAGAUAAGCCAGAAAUUUUCCAGGAUAUCAGAUGGUCUGACUUUGGUUUUCCUGGAAGAAGUGGAAAAGAGAGCACCCUGUGGAUUGGUUCUGAAGGAGCAAACACCCCCUGCCAUUUGGACUCCUAUGGCUGCAACUUAGUGGUGCAAGUACAAGGAAGGAAAAGAUGGUACCUCUUCCCACCUGGUGACACCAGUUUCCUUUAUCCCACCAGGAUCCCUUAUGAAGAAUCCAGCGUAUUCAGCAAAGUCAACGUUCCCAACCCUGAUCUGAAACGCUUUCCUGAGUUUAAGAACGCAACAGCCCAUGUGGUUACACUCAGUCCAGGACAGGUCCUGCUCGUUCCAAGGCACUGGUGGCACUAUGUGGAAUCCAUUGAUCCCAUCACUGUCAGCAUAAACUCUUGGAUUGAGCUGGAUGCAGAUCACGAAGCCCGUGUAGAAGAAGCAAUAACUCGAGUGCUGGUAUGUGCCAUAAAAUCAGCAGAAAAUCCCAGUGAUGGAGAUCCCUGGCUAAAUCCCACAGAGGUUGAAGCAACAUCUCAUGAAAUCAAUCUUCAAUACCUGAACAAAGCAGUGUCUGCGUGUUUGGAGUGUCGCGAGGCAAGUGUGUCAGAGCAGGCGUGUUCCAGCAGCGCUGGUGCAGAGCAAAGGACAAGGGCUUCACGCAAGAGGAAGAAAAGGGAAGCUGGCUGUGAACCAGAGGGCUGCAGAGUGCUAACCCACACAUUUGGCUUUUCAACACUUGAAGCAGAAAAGCUGCAGAAGAUACCUUUUGGGCCUCACCUUGUUCAAGUUUUACCACAGCCUGAAGGAACGAGCUCGAUGGGUGCACUUGCAAGUGAUAGUAAAGAUCUUCUCCAUGAAAAUGAAGGGGGACAUUCUGGAAAGUCACACUGCACCGGGAAGCACCUGGGAACGAGCAAUGACUGUGAAACACCUGCACAUCAAGUGGAUUCAGAGGGUGAUCCGGAUGCCUCACAAACAGCCCUUUCUACCAACGAUUUGCUGGACUGUUUGGUUAAUCCGCGUGUCAUCAAUUUAGUGGCUCGGCUGCUGUUGGAGAGAACAAGAGUUUAAUGCUAGA